Messenger RNA from Clarias gariepinus (North African catfish), 4377 nucleotides. RefSeq names its product TBC1 domain family, member 9 (with GRAM domain) (gene tbc1d9). The coding region runs from base 398 to 4180 and encodes 1260 amino acids. The transcript has 22 exons. The record is from RefSeq and is a predicted model, not a curated record. Gene Ontology annotation, molecular function: calcium ion binding. Lineage: Eukaryota; Metazoa; Chordata; Actinopteri; Siluriformes; Clariidae.
CGCAUUGUUUAUCUGCGCUGGUUCGGCCGCGCGCGGCUCCGGAGCGAUGGAUCCGUAAACACCGCGAGCGCGCUCCAGGUUCUGAUUUUAAUCCUCGUCUCAUCCAUCAUGUGAAUUGUCUGACUGUGGACUGCGCGGUUCCCCGGGGGUUCGUUCACCUGAUCAUCAUCACCACCACCACCAACAACAACAACAAAGGAUCCGCGGAUUCUUAUUAAUUAACCCGUAUAAUAUUGUGUAAAUUAAUGCUCGAGCGAGCGCGCGCCCGCUCCGACCCGCCUGCGCGCAAACACCACGAAACCCAACUGGAUCGGAUCGGAUCGGAUCGGAUUUGUAUGCCUUGGUAAAAAAAAAUAAUAAGAAGAAGAAUAAAUAAAGCGAGGCUGUGAAGGUGAAGAUGUGGCUCCACCCGGAGGAGGUGCUGCUGGCUGGUGCGCUUUGGGUCACCGAGCGCGCAAACCCCUACUUCAUCCUGCAGAAGAGGAAAGGACAUGGAGAAGGAGGUGGAGGAGGAGGACUAGCUGGUUUGUUGGUCGGGACCCUGGACGUCGUGCUGGACUCCAGUGCACGCGUGGCUCCGUACAGGAUCCUUUAUCAGACACCCGACUCGCUGGUCUACUGGACCAUCGCCCACGGGAGCUCCCGUAGAGAGAUCACUGAACACUGGGAGUGGCUGGAACACAACCUCCUGCAGACUCUGUCAAUAUUUGAGAAUGAGAACGACAUCACAACAUUUGUCAAGGGCAAGAUUCAGGGCAUCAUUGCUGAAUACAACAAAAACCAUGACAAUAAGGAGGAUGACGACACGGACAAGUUCAAGGAAGCCACUGCUAAGUUUCGGAGGUUGUUCGGGAUGCCAGACGAGGAGAAGUUGGUGAACUACUACUCCUGUAGCUACUGGAAGGGCCGAGUGCCCAGGCAGGGCUGUCUCUACCUCAGCAUCAACCAUCUCUGCUUCUACUCUUACCUGCUGGGCAAGGAGGCCAAGCUGUUGGUCCGCUGGGCCGACAUCACUCAGCUGGAGAAGAACGCCACCCUGCUGCUGCCGGACAUGGUGCGAGUGAGCACCCGCUGCAGCGAGCACGUCUUCUCCGUGUUCCUCAACAUUAACGAGACCUUCAAGCUGAUGGAGCAGCUGGCCAACAUCGCCAUGCGCCAGCUCCUGGACAACAAGGGCUUCGAGCAGGACCGCUCGCUGCCCAAGUUCAAGAGGAAGUCGCCUAAAAAGGUCUCGGCCCUCAAGAGGGAUCUGGACGCCAGGGCUAAAAGUGAACGAUACCGCACCCUGUUCCGUCUCCCGAAAGACGAGAAGCUGGACGGACACACAGACUGCACGCUGUGGACUCCUUUCAACAAGAUGCACAUCCUGGGGCAAAUGUUCGUCUCCACCAACUACAUCUGCUUCACCAGUAAAGAGGAGACCAUGUGCAGCCUCAUCAUCCCCCUCCGAGAGGUGACCAUCGUGGAGAAGGCAGAUAGCUCGAACGUGUUACCGAGCCCGUUAUCGAUCAGCACCAAGAACCGGAUGACCUUCCUGUUCGCCAACCUGAAAGACCGCGACUUCCUGGUGCAGAGGAUCUCCGACUUCCUGCAGCAGACGUCGUCUAAGAUCUACUUCGAGCGAGAGAUCACGGGCAGCCUGACCAGCUCGGACGAUGAGGUGUACUCCCAGCACAGCAGUCUUCUCUCCUGCAGUCCACAGCGCAGCAGUCUGGGCUCAGAGGGCGAGAGCGAGCGGCAGUUCAACCUCAACGACAACAGCGUUCCCACGGCAACGCAGGCCCUCAUGACCAUGUAUCGCCGCCGCUCGCCCGAGGAGUUCAACCCCAAACUGGCGAAGGAGUUCCUGAAGGAGCAGGCGUGGAAGAAUCACUUUGCGGAAUAUGGUCAGGGUGUGUGUAUGUACCGCACGGAGAAGACCAAAGAGCUGGUGCUCAAAGGCAUCCCGGAGAACAUGAGAGGAGACCUGUGGCUUUUGUUCUCUGGGGCGAUUAAUGAGAUGGCGACGCACCCUGGCUACUACGAGGACUUGGUGGAGAAGUCGAUGGGAAAGUAUAAUUUAGCCACAGAAGAAAUCGAGCGCGACCUGCACCGCUCGCUGCCCGAACACCCGGCCUUCCAGAACGAGAUGGGCAUCGCCGCGCUCAGACGGGUCCUCACUGCGUACGCCUUCCGCAACCCCAAUAUCGGCUACUGUCAGGCGAUGAACAUCGUGACGUCAGUGCUGCUGCUUUAUUCGAAAGAGGAGGAGGCUUUCUGGCUGCUGGUGGCGCUGUGUGAGAGGAUGCUCCCUGACUACUAUAACACCAGAGUCGUGGGUGCCCUGGUGGAUCAGGGUGUGUUUGAGGAGUUGGCCCGUGUGCACGUCCCUCAGCUAUAUGACUGCAUGCAGGAGCUGGGUGUCAUCUCCACCAUCUCCCUGUCCUGGUUCCUCACCCUCUUCCUGUCCGUCAUGCCCUUCGAGAGCGCCGUGGUGGUCGUCGACUGCUUCUUCUUCGAGGGCAUUAAGCUGAUCUUUCAGCUGGCGCUGUCCGUCCUCGACGCCAACAUCCACCAGCUGCUCAACUGCAAGGACGACGGAGAAGCCAUGACGGUGCUCGGCAGGUAUCUAGACAGUGUUAGCAAUAAGGACAGCACUUUGCCCCCGAUCCCACACCUGCACUCUCUGCUCACUGACGAUGGAGAGCCUCACCCUGAGGUGGACAUCUUUAAAUUGGUGCGCAGCUCCUACGAGAAAUUCGGCUCUAUUCGGGCGGAUGUGAUCGAACAGAUGCGCUUCAAGCAGAGACUGAGGGUCAUCCAGACCAUAGAGGAUACGACUAAACGCAACGUGGUUCGCACUAUAGUAACAGAGACGGCGUUCAGCAUGGAUGAGCUGGAGGAGCUUUACACAUUAUUUAAGGCUGAACACCUGACCAGCUGUUACUGGGGCGGAACGAGUAACCCGAUGGACCGUCAUGACCCGAGUCUCCCCUAUCUGGAGCAGUACCGCAUGGACCUGGAGCAGUUUAAAGGCCUGUUCUUGGUGCUCUUCCCCUGGGCCAGCGGCGCGCACACUGACGGCCUCGCCAUCCGCUUCUUCCGGCUGCUGGACCAGAACGCGGACGCGCUCAUCAACUUCCGGGAGUUCAUUAAUGGCCUCGGUGUCCUGUGUCAUGGGGACCUGACUGAGAAACUCAAACUCCUCUACAAGAUGCACAUACUGCCAGAUCUACAUCAUGAGCAGGAAGAGCCGGAUUCGGCUUUUGAGGCUACGCAGUACUUCUUUGAGGACAUGACUCCUGAGACUUCGAAUGUCGCUAAGAAGAGGACUGAGAAAGAUGACGGAUUUGUGCGAGUCACGUUCAAGAACGAAAAAGUGAAGAAAAUGCAGACGCAGGAUUAUCGUACGUACCUGCGGCUGUGGAACCAGGAGAGCAAGUCUAAAACCGAGAGCAUGAAGGAUCUCCCGAAACUCAACCAGGGUCAGUUCAUCGAGCUGUGUAAGACGCUGUAUAAUAUGUUCAGCGAGGACGUUAACGAGCAGGAGCUGUACCACGCCACAGCCACGGUGACCAGCCUACUGCUGGAGAUGGGCGAGGUGGGAAAGCUGUUCAGCAGCCCCUCGAGUAAGGAAGACGACGCAGACGACGAGGAGGACGACGACGAGGACGAGGAGCAGACCACCAUAAGACACAGGAAGCAGCAGAGGACACGGGAGGAUUCGUUAAACCGCUCGGUCGGUGAAAAGCUUCCCACCACGCCGGCAGUGGCGGCGGCGGCAGCGCCCAUGGAGGACAUCAAACUGGACGAAUCGCCCAAAGACACGGGCGCGUCCUCGGCCAUGCUCGUCUCCGACGACGAGACCAAAGACGACACAUCGGUGUCCUCGUACUCGGUCCUGAGCGCCGGCUCGCACGAGAUGGACGAGAAGCUUCAGUGCGAGGACAUCGCUGAGGACACUGUCCUGGUGCGCAGUGGUGCAGGAGGAGACGCGAUCACGCACAGCACGAGUAUCGAUAAGGACUGGGCCAUAACUUUUGAGCAGUUCCUGGCCUCGGUGCUCACCGAACAAGCGCUGGUGCGCUACUUUGAGAAACCCGUGGACAUCGUGGCGCGCAUCGCGAACGCUAAGAACGUGCGUAAGGGCGGCCAGACGCACACGUCCGUCAGCGAUUACGAAAUCUCGCUCUCGGGAUAAAACCCAGACGUCUGUAUUUUACUCGAAAAGUUUACGCCGAUGUUACAGACAUGCACAAAGUGGGAACACAGGAACAAGCAUUACAUCAUCUAACGACAAACGAACAAACAAAAUCUGUAUUUCAAACUGAUCUCCAAAGCCACGUUUAAAGAUCUUCGUACAGUUUGCACACGCCACCAUCUCCAGUUCUGUUUUUU